Gekko japonicus is the source of this 1200-nucleotide messenger RNA. Its product is annotated as interferon-inducible GTPase 5-like. The record is from RefSeq and is a predicted model, not a curated record. Gene Ontology annotation, cellular component: membrane. The transcript has a single exon. NCBI's taxonomy places the organism in Eukaryota, Metazoa, Chordata, Lepidosauria, Squamata, Gekkonidae. Bases 1 to 1200 code for a protein of 399 amino acids. Gene Ontology annotation, molecular function: GTP binding; GTPase activity.
AUGGGUUCAGGUCCCUCAACAGAAGGCAUAGAAGAGCAAUGGGAAAAGCUGGAGAAAGAUUUGGAGAAGGAGAAUAAUGAUUUCACUAAACUGACAGAACGGACUGUUCAGAAGCUGAAUUUAUUAAUGAAUGCCAAACUUGACAUCGCCAUCACAGGGCUGACGGGUGCUGGUAAAUCAUCACUUGUCAAUGCCCUUCGAGGAAUGACAGACGAUGAAGAAGGUGCAGCUGAGGUUGGGGUAAUACAAACAACCCUGGAGAGAAAGCAAUAUCCACAUCCCAAAUUCCCAAAUGUAACACUAUGGGAUCUUCCAGGAGUUGGGACAUGUGAAGUUAAAGCACAGGAAUACCUGCAGAAGGUACAUUUUACGGAGUAUGACUUUUUCAUCAUCGUUGCCUCUGUUCAAUUCACAACAAAUGAUGUUAUGCUGGCCAAAGAAAUUCAUAAAAUGAAUAAGAAAUUUUACUAUGUGCGCACUAAAGUGGAUACCGAUAUAGAGUCUGAAAGAAGGCGACAAAACUUCAGUGAGGAAAAAACCCUUGAGAAGAUAAGGAAAUAUUGCUGUGAUAAUUUGGCCGAGGCAGGGGAAUUUCAUCCAAGAGUUUUUCUUGUCUCUAGUCAUUAUUGGAGUAGGUAUGAUUUCCAGUCUCUACUAGAGUUCAUGGGAAAUGAACUGGAUGAACUCAAGAGAUAUGCAUUAAAAACAGCAUUCUCAAAUUCCUCAAAAGAAAUACUGAAACAGAAGAAGGCUGCUAUGAAGGCCUUAAUAGGGAAAGUAGCCCGUCGAUCUUCUACUAUGGGGGCCAGGCCAGUCCCAGGUCUUUCUCUUGUUUGCAAUAUUCCCUUCUUGAAGGAAAAAAUGAGAGAUUUCAGCACGGUCUUUGGCUUGGAUGAAGAUUCCCUCCAUCGACUUGCAAAAAAAGUUGGCAAACCUUUUCCUACGUUGAGUUCAGCAAUCAAGAAGACCAGAAUAGCAAGCAAAAUUGACAAUGAAUUUGUACAGACUCUAUUGAGUAGGAUGUUCAGAUAUGAAAGAAGAAGACGAUGGAAAACAUUUCUUUUUCAUUAUUAUUCUAGGUUGUUUUCUCGGUUUGGUAGAGCUAAGUCUUCUGCAGCUAUCUCCCACAUGCUGCAGAGAUUUCUGGAUGAUGCUGAGGAAGAUGCUGAGAACGUUUUGGCAAAAGCAGUUGGGAAUUAA